AUGACAACCCGCAAGCGCAACGAAUUCCUCGACAUCGUCUCUAGUGACGACGAAGACAACGACGCCGGAUACGACUCUGAAGCAGCCGAAGAGAGCAAAGGCCGGACAGUGAAAAGAAGAAAGACGCAGUCGCGGAAGGGCGAACUAGAAAGCGGCUCUGAAGACGAGGGCUCCGACGUAUCGGGAGGCGAGGAAUCAAGCGACGAAGAAACCGGAGGUGUACGCUUGUCCAGCAAGAAGCGAGAACAGCGCGAGGAGAGCGGAAACGAAUCAGACGAUAAUGACGACCAAGAGGGCCAAUACCUGGACGUGAGUGCCGAAGUGGAAAAGGCAAAGAGCAAGAAGACACUACAGUCUCUCGAUAAGCUGAAAACGAAGCCGACUAAGAAGAACAAGACGGGCGUUGUAUACUUCUCCUCACUCCCGCCGUACCUGAAACCGUUUGCGCUCAAGUCCCUCCUUGAGACCCGUGGGUUCGAGCCCAUUACGAAAGUUUUCCUUACGCCUGCGGUAAAGGCGCCUUCUGCGCCGAGAAGACGGUCGAAUAAGCGGAAGACGUAUACGGAUGGGUGGGUUGAGUUUGCGUCGAAGAAGACGGCGAAGAUCUGUGCUGAGACGCUGAAUGCGACGAUUGUGGGGGGGCGGAAGGGCGGUUGGUAUCAUGAUGGUAGGUUUGACACGACAUUGCGUGGCUUAGCUCUGCAGGCUAACAAGGUGAUUCUAGAUGUGUGGAAUAUGAAAUAUCUCAAGGGCUUCAAGUGGGCCGAUCUCAUGGAGCAGCAGGAGAGGGAGAGGUCGGAACGGGAGGCGAAGCGGCGAAUUGAAGACACGAGAGCAAGGAAGGAGGAGAAGGUGUUCUUGCAGGGCUACGAGAAGGGGAAGAUGCUGGACGGUAUCCAGAAGAAGAACGAGGAGAAGCGGCGACGGAAGAUGGCAGCUGGUGGUGGUGGGGAUGCAGGGCCAGAGGCAACAGUCAAUGCGCGGAGACUGUUCAGGCAAAACGAGGUCAAGCAGGGGCGGGACAAGGCGUCUGCUGACCAGAGCAACGUGGAGGAAGAUACUAGGAGGAUUCUGGGAAAGAUUUUCUAA
Molecule: messenger RNA, 1089 nt
Organism: Aspergillus mulundensis
Lineage: Eukaryota; Fungi; Ascomycota; Eurotiomycetes; Eurotiales; Aspergillaceae
Product: RNA-binding ATPase activator ESF2
Exons: 1
Coding region: 1-1089 (362 amino acids)
Biological process (GO): endonucleolytic cleavage to generate mature 5'-end of SSU-rRNA from (SSU-rRNA, 5.8S rRNA, LSU-rRNA); small-subunit processome assembly; endonucleolytic cleavage in 5'-ETS of tricistronic rRNA transcript (SSU-rRNA, 5.8S rRNA, LSU-rRNA)
Cellular component (GO): nucleolus
Molecular function (GO): RNA binding
Source: RefSeq, a predicted model, not a curated record